UUUCAACAACUCAAAACAAAACAAAACAAAUCAAAAUGCUCAACCCGGUUCCUCCCCCAUUUCCCCGUUUCCUCAAAGCGCAAUGCCCCCGUCUCUUUCUCCUUGUCAUUUCAUCAAACGCCUAGCUUACAAAUCCCCCGUCACUCCCCCUCAACCUCUCACCCUGAACUAAACUCCCAACACCCAAACCAAAAAUGUCCUCCCCCUUCUCUAGCCUCCCUCGCCUUCUCCUGGCGGAGGGCCACGCCCCCUCCCCGUUCCCUUCACCGCCCACCGCCUCCUUCCGCCCAAGCAUCGCCGUCAUCAUCGGAGUCCUAACCACAAUGUUCUCCCUCACUUUCCUCCUCCUCCUCUACGCUAAGCACUGCAAGCGCGACGUCGACACCACCUACGGCAGAGGUAACGCCGCCCAAUCAUUCACCGCGGAGCACCGCAACUCGGGUGUCAACCGCUCGAUAGUCAACUCCCUCCCCGUAUUUCGAUUCGGAUCCUUAACGGGUCACAAAGAGGGUUUAGAGUGCGCCGUUUGCUUGAACCGCUUCGAACCGGCCGAGGUGCUCCGCCUCCUUCCCAAAUGCAAGCACGGGUUCCACGUCGAGUGCAUCGACACGUGGCUGGAAGCGCAUGCCACGUGCCCCCUCUGCCGGGUCAGGGUCCAGCCCGAAGACGUUCUCCUCGUCUUCGACCCGAAGCCGGAUCCCGAUCCGGCGGCGGAAAGCAAAAAGGGUUGA
Messenger RNA from Asparagus officinalis (garden asparagus), 731 nucleotides. RefSeq names its product RING-H2 finger protein ATL43-like. The record is from RefSeq and is a predicted model, not a curated record. NCBI's taxonomy places the organism in Eukaryota, Viridiplantae, Streptophyta, Magnoliopsida, Asparagales, Asparagaceae. The transcript has a single exon. Bases 195 to 731 code for a protein of 178 amino acids.